Molecule: messenger RNA, 7996 nt
Organism: Pararge aegeria (speckled wood butterfly)
Lineage: Eukaryota; Metazoa; Arthropoda; Insecta; Lepidoptera; Nymphalidae
Product: C-Maf-inducing protein-like
Exons: 14
Coding region: 451-3069 (872 amino acids)
Source: RefSeq, a predicted model, not a curated record
CGCUAGGCACAGUAGUCCUCAAUCCUCAGUUUGCGCACACUGCUUGAGCUUGAGUUAUUCGAGGCCGAUUGUAUUCAAUUUUGACGCAUAAAAUCCGUAGCGUUUCUGCGGAUAAUGAUCGGUUCGCGAUAUUUAUUAAACACGCGUUUAAUUUUAGUGUAAGUUUGCACAGUAAAACAACAUUGUGACCGCGUAAUCUGAGUGUUAUUGAUCAUAUCGACGACAUUUAACAGUUCAGGUUCAUUUCAUGAGCCACAUUUUGAUUGGAUCAUAGGUAGUUGGCUGAUAAAAUGUGAAACAAAAAUGUCCUCUAUUUUAAGUAGGGGAUGUUAUCGAAAGUAAUAUAAAAAGUGUUUUGUGGGUAUUGCAUUAAUGCAAAAGAUUACGUGAAAGGGGUAAAUAUGAUUUAGUAUCCUUAUCUUUCCUUAGUGAUAAUUAAAAGCUAUCACGAUGCCUUCGGAUAGUCAAGAAAUAAAUGUGGAUCUAUAUCCUAAUGAGCAUAGUGCGAUCAAGAAUGAAACAAAUGAUGUCAAAAAGGAGGACGUUAAAUAUGUAGCUUCUAAUGGAGCACCGGUCGGAUUGAACGCCGACCAGAGAAUAGCUUUUGCUUUGAGAGAUUUCCUGGUAGAUGGUUCCCCAAGUAUGGUUUUAGAAGACGAUGGGCCUUCUCCGUCUUCCACUAUUGACUAUAAACUGCCUUAUAUAGAUGAAAUUGGCGAUACUGGAAGCGACAUAAUUCAAUCCGACGGAGAACAGCCUCAAAAUCAUGAAACAGAUGAGGUUCUGAAUAACGCUGCUUGCCGUUUGAGGAGAUGGCGGGCGGCAUCCCGAAAGUUGCGUCGACCGCGCAUUAUAAACAAUUUGAACACUAAUUCCGAUUGUAACGGUCUUGUGAAGAGUUUUAAUGCCGGGCACACAGAUCUGGCGGACCGGCUGCGCAGCUUAGCUGCGGCAAGCAACAUGUCUGCAUCAGCUGGGGAGCUGCUCUCGCUAGCUCCUCCGCCACCUGCCGCCACUGCACCGCCUUCGCCAGGCUGUCUGCUGACACCCUCCUUAGCAGAUCAAAGCGCGGCUGAAUAUUUUGGUUCAAGUCCAGAAUGUUGCACCGACAGCAGUGUCUCUAAAAGCGGCAACUUAACGGGUACCCCUGCACCGCCACCCGGACCGCGCUACAAACUAGCCAUAGAAGGGUCCCUCCGAGUCUGUUGUUUCCAGCACACCAGAACUGUCGUCGACAAAAUACUGGCCGCCAAGUUCUUCAGAAGAUGGGAAACUCACGUACUCUGCAUGCUAGAUGACCACGUUAUCUCGAAAACUCCUUCUGGUCUCCUGGAGCGUCCCUUGUCAUACAGCUGCAUGCAAGAAGUGUACUGCAUCUCCCGCUGGGACCCCGCGAGGAAAUACUGCUUACGAAUUGUGAUGCCUCAUGGAUCGCUGCUGCUGCAGGCAAACGAUGCUUACACAAGAGACCAGUGGUACUACUCAAUCGUAUGGAGGAGAAACAUGAUUAGAUACCGAAAUUUCUUAACGAAGUCCGUUAGAAGAGAAGUUGUGCUGAAAGAAUUAAAGAAUAUGGUGGAUUUCGCAAUGACUACGCCGCUGCAAGACGAAAGUGUAACGCGUGCUCCGCUGCAGAUUCUUACAGACCUGAUUUCCGAGGAGAAAGAAAGUCCAGGUUGGGAAGAAUGGGCGGAAAAUAUAUCCAGUGUAGCGGCGCCAUUGCUAGCGGAGCGUUGCGUUAACGGCGAGCUGUGUGCGUUACUCGCGCGACUCUGUCGACACAGGCCGCGCUCCGCUCCGCUGCCCGCCCUCGCUCCGCCUGUGCGACGUGUCCUCACCCGGAACGUCGACUUUGGGAAAGCACCCCAUGCAAGACAAUUUGUGAAGGAUUAUAUUAGUGCUCUCAGCGCGCACAACUCUGGAAAAAGCCUGGUGCGCCGAUUUGUGGAGGUGACCCACGGUAGCCGCGCGGCUUGCCCGCACCCCCGGGCGGCACCCAACCUCGCGUCCGUGGCCCUGGCCGCCAUCGAUGACCACUACCGCGAACGGCCCACGCCGCACGUCUGUCACGAUGCGGAGCAGGACGUGCUCUGCUUUGCAGACAUCCUCGAGCACAUGUGUGAAUAUGAUGAUUGGCUGGUCGUCGUGGGAGGUGUACUACAACCGGUUCCGUUUUCCGUGUCUGCGAUGAGCUGCCCGCAGGUAGCCGCUCGCUUGGGAAACGUGCUCAACAGGCUUGCCCACGACCCGCGAUGUGCGGUGCACACGUGCGUUGCACACGCACGCGCCGCACGGCCAUCCCCACCCUCCUGGCUGCGAGCCACUGCACCCACGGACCCCCUAGUGGCACUGGGGCACGAACAGUUAUGUCAGCUCUGGGGAGACAUGUUGAAAACGUUGCUUAGCUGUUGCAGUAAACGGAAAAGCUUUCUACAAAGUAUGAGCAAGCAUCUGCCAGAUUUUGUAAUAGUUGCACUCACGGGACAUCCCGCAGCACUGGAGAUUUUGUGUCUAAUGCUAGAAUGGGAAGUAGCAAGUGGAGAGCAAACACAAUUAGAAAUAAUAGCAGCAUUACAAGGCACUGAAGUAGGAAAACAGUAUUAUAGAGAUUUGUGUGAGCGGCAGCAAACGUUGCAAAGAUUGCAAGCGCAAGGUGGUCCUCGACGACUGGCCCUUCCGGUACGUGCAACUGACGCAGACGUCGCCGCGCUACUGGAAGCAGGAGCUCUCGGUAACCUAGAGUGCCUAAGCCUCGCAUUCACCAGCGUCACUAGCGCCUGCGCAUAUCAUCUCAUCAAGCUACCCUCACUGCGCUAUCUUAAUUUGUGGGCUACAAAGUUUGGAGACAGUGGAGUGCAACUAAUAGCUGAGCACCUCCCACGCUUGCAGGUGCUUAAUCUGUGCGAAACGCCAGUGUCAGACAAGGGGAUCGAAGCAUUGUCGGGUCUGUCAAGUCUGCGGCGGUUAAAUCUGAACAGUACGAAGUUAUCGGCGGAGGCAUUUGAACUACUCCGGAAGAGGCUGCCACAUCUUCAGGAAUAUGAUAUCCGUUACACGGAGGCUUGGUGACAGCGGGCAUUGCUCCGGCAUCCUUCAUCUUAUUCUAAUGCCACUAUUUAACACCGGCGGAUCUCAUAUAUUUUACUGCGGAAGGUGCACAAAGAAAUUACAACCUUUUUUAAUUGAUAAACUCUUCGUUUACUUUGUCACUGUCAUCUCUCCAGAUAUGCCGUAGUAAACCGCAAUUAUUCGAUACUUGGUAUUAUUCACUAAAUAUAAUACAGAGUACAGUUUAAAAAAAUAUAUAAAGUAUCUGCGUAAGUACUUAAUUAAAUUACCUGAUAAGCAAUCGUGUUGUAUACAUAAAGCACAAUAACACAUCAUCAUGAAUAUCAAGUUACGUGUAUGUAAAUUUUCAGAAUUCUUAAAAAAGUUGUUUGAUUUCGGUAAAAAUAUUGGCCUAAAAUAUGGCAGAAUCCCGUAAAUUCUUUAGUAUAAUAAUAUCAUAAUGAUUAGGUUCGAAGGCUCCGAAUAUAUUAAUUUGGUAUAAAAUAAUUCCUGUGAAAUGUUACUGAUAAAUCAACUUAGUUUACAAGAUUUUUGCAAUAUUUGUUGUUUUUUUUCAUCAGAUCUUCGAGAUAAACUUAUCAGUUUUAAGAACAGAACCUAUACUCCUAUCAUACCCCUUAGUAUAAAAUUUUCCUUCCCGUCAGUUAAAUUGCCUUUUUCAUUACGGAUAUAUCUGGUGCUUUGGCUACGUGGAAUUAGAUAUACAGUUUUGAUCAUACUAAAACCUUAAUAUCAACAGUAUACCUUCAGCAAACUCGUGCACAAAAACAAAAUAUCUUAUGACGAGCAUAACCAAGGCGAGGAAGCGCUAACCAAAGUAAACUAUUAGGUAUUUCAGAACUUCGAACCGGUUUAGAAGUUAUAGGUAUUUUUAUUGGUUUAACCGGUUUCAGCAUAUUUACCUAGAAUCCUAGAAACGGUUAAGCCAAAAUAAAUAUCUCUUACAUCUAUAAUUUCUAUUCUGAUAAUAACUUAAGGUUAGGCUUUUUUCACAAUGCCUUGUACGAGUUACAAAAAGGGGAGGCAAACCCUGUACCUAUGCAUGCCACUGUAUUAAUGAUUCUUUCGGACGAAAUAUUUUAGAAACUUUAAAUAUCGAACUGCCCUUUAACCGGUUCCUACGUGUAAAACAUGCCUAAAGAAACUAAGAAAGAAGGCGCCCGCGCACCUUUCCCACUCCACGUGAGUUGCCGUGCGAAUGGAAAUCGACACCGUUAUAGAGUUGUCUACCUGUAUUCAUUGAAAUUCAAAUCGAAUUAUAAGGGCUUUAAGAAAUACAUUUCUAGUCCCGCCCAAAAAAGCUUAGGGGGAGCAGUCAAAUCAAUUUUCAUUUAAAAUCUCCAAAUUCCUCGUGAGACUGAUCAUCAUAACCUAUAUAGGCUAUCUACUAUCCGGUGUCAUGAGAUGAGUCACGCUGUUAGACGCUCAAACACUGAAAUAAGGCACAGUUAGACGUUAAAACACGGAAAUAAGUACAGAUCCGGUGGGUUCCAUAAUGUCGUGGAAACCUUUCAGUCUCAUUCGAAUUUAUUUUAAGUAGUAAGUUUGUAUUCAAAAUCAUAAAAUGAAUUAAGCUAAUCUUAAGGCAACGUGUAUUCAAUUUAUCUACUAUCAUGAAUUCCUACCUAUUACUAUCACUUUUCGGAUAUUUCCAAGUACCUUUUUAGGUUAGUCGUUAGUCAGUUCUUAUUAAUAAGCUACAUAGAAUUAAGAAUAUACAGAACGAAAGAAAUAUCAGUGCAUUGUGUCCAAAAUGAAAACGCCCCGCGAACGUCUCGCUUUACCUCCGCGGAAUGUUGCGUUCACUAAGACACAAACUUUUCCCAUUUUCCCCUUUUUAUGGUAAACUUUUAGAACGUUAGAGGUUAAAUAAUUACUGUCAACUGCUAAAUGGAAUGAAUUGACUGACCGCUUGUUCCAGUAACACUACUAAAGUGGGGUGGUUUUUGAUGCUUCAAUAUUAGUCGUGUGCACGUUCUGUCUGUUCUUAAUUCUGUGUAGUCUACAUAUGUUUUACUUAUUUUUGCUAACAAUAUUAUAUUUUUCCUGCAUGUGAAUCACUGGACGCCUUAUCGUAAGAUAAUUAAUUCAAAUAGAUAUCUAUCUACCUAUCACAAUUAAUAUUUACCGUGUUAAUAUAUUCUUAGUAUUUGUCGUUACAACUGUUAACAUUAAAGUCUUAUCGGUGUAUCUAAGUAUAUGAUGUAUAUUAUGAAGCUAUGAGUAACUUCAAUGUUUAAAUUAAUGUAGAUAAAUAUCGGUCCAUACUCCCCUGCCCCACCUUUAUAAAAAUAAUAAGUAAGAAUGGGUGUUAAUUUAUUUGGAAUUGUAUUUUGUAGGUAGGUACCACAGAACUCUAGUAUGAUGGUGAGUAAUUUUAAAGUGACAUUGUCGACUUUCAUAUAUGAUUUUUAUUGUUAUUACGCUUAAAGUUUUAGUAUUAUUUUGUAAUUUAUUGUUAUCAUAAGGUAUUUUAAGGUUUGAUGGGGCUGUGAGUAACGACGCGAGUCGCAUUGCGUUUGAAUGAGCGACUGCCGUUCGUGUGUUCAGUGUGUAUGUACCUUAUUAAGAUAUUGAUGUAGAUUCUGUUUACGAGGUAAUCAAUUUAGCUAGUUAUGAUCACAUUACUCUUAACCUAAUAUAUAUUCACAAUUUAAAUCACAUGGAUUAGUUACGAACUUUAUAGAAGAACUCUCUACGUUUUCCGAUCCAAAAUGGGAUGGAUUGGAACAAGAGGGAUCAUAAAACAUCCGAUCUUACCCGAUUUAGGAUCUCAAGAUGUCUCAGUGUGUCAGUAAUCUAUUGGCAAGGUUCUGACGGUCUUAAAAUAUAGAACGAAAUAAAUAGUCGUUAUUAAUCGAAGGCUUAAGCUAUGCUAAGCAGUUCAGCAUCAACACAAUUCCUUGAAUAAACAGUACUUUAGCAUCUACUUUCGUUCAAAGCCAUAGCUACACUUAGCCAUAGUACAGAGUUGUGUGAAAUAAGCACGUUCUAAGCACAGAUUUUUCAUAUUAUUGACCACAUUAUCACUUUAAUAUGAUAGCAUGUUUAUCGAUAUGUGCCACAAGUCCGGCGUUGAUAAAGCGUAGUCGAGGAAUUUAAAAUAAAAACAAAAAAUAAUCAUUACAAAAUAUACAAUAAAAAUCCAAACUACCAACAACAACAGACGCUGUGUGUGUGUCUGUGUUCUAAGAGCACGAGGAGAGCACACAAUAACGCAAUUUGUCAAAGUCAUGUAGCGAUCAAUUUUAAAAUACCUGUUAUUAAAAUUCUAGACGACCCUAUUUUCAAAUAUAAGUGGUAAGUCAGAAUUGAUAAGUGUUAUAAAUUUAUUUUAACAUGAGAUUCAUUUCAAAUAAAAAUUAACAACGAAAUAAAAUGAUUUCUGUUUAUUUUGAUUGCUUAACAAUUUAGUAUGCUGUGAAUGCAUCCGAAAAAUGAAAGGAAAGUUAUUCUUUGGCUUGAAUUUUUACUAUUCUUGUGCUAAGCAAAGCAAUGCUCUUGGACACGUUCAUUAAGGUCUGUAUGAGACACUGUACUGAGCUGUCUUUAGUCGAAAAUAUAAUAGUAUUAGAAAAUAUAAGUGCGCAAAGAGUUCUUUGCGGACUUAUUUUGGAUUUCGAAUACUCAGCAAUGACUAUUUAUCUAACGUCAUAUUUUUUUUCGCCUGAUCCUUGACCAUAGAUUAUUUUCUCUCGACUUUUAAGACAGUUUAAAAAAUUGAUCUCACUAGUACCUAUUCCCUUUCUAUGUACACAUAUUCUCUAACGAUUUAGAUACUGCUGCAGAUACAACUGCUUUGGAAAUUUUAUAAUUUGAUAAGGCCACUAUGUAAAAUAUUCCGAGUAGGUAAUUUUAUAAUUUAAGAUUUAUAUUAUCUUUAGAAUCAAAAAUUGUGGAACAGGAUCUAUGUUACUCAAAACCGCACGUCUCUCUGUCUAUACAGAGAUUUCUGGUGUGUGACAUUUUCCUUUUUGUCUCAAGAUCUCAGAAAUCUUAUAGUAACAAACGUUUAACUGACGAUCUCCUUGUAAUUAAAGGUUCUAACACUGACGGAACGUGGUGCCGAAUUUGUAAAGGCAUGCCGCGGUCCGCGGCAGCGAUAGCCAGAGAGUUGCAGGUUUGAGUCCCGUCGAUUCCACAACUUUAGUACCUAUCCGAAUAAAAACUGUAAUUAGGUUUAACAGUAACACCAAUGAAAAAAUAUUUAACAUUGUUGAUAAAAAAAGAGAUGAGUAUAGAAUACCUAAUAAGAAUAAUUUAAUUUGGGCCUGGUAUAUAUUGGCCUGGUUUAUAUUGGCAAUACAUCUUUAAAAGCCGAUUUUUCAAACGCCAGGAAUAAUCUUCAACUCCGGAUAAAAUUUUUCUUUUGGCAUUAAAAAUAACCAUUGAAACGACACAAUCAUCUUCAGGGUGCCUAGUAUGAGAUUUCUACGCACUUUUACUUAUGCGAUCGCGUGAAAGUUAACUAGGAUUUAUAUUGAAUCGAAAGAACGCCAUCCAGUGUUGCUAUAUAUGUAGUUUGGCGAUGUUAUUCGUUUAUUUUAAUUUUAACUAUAUACAAGUAAGACCUUCAAUUCAUUUAUAAAUACCAUAUCCCUAACAGGUUAUGCGCUAUACCAUCUUAAGACAGCAUCAUCGUUAAAUCAAAAUUGAGAUUGCAGCAAAGGACAAACUUGUAGUGGAAUAAAAAAAAAUAAAAAAUGUAUUAAUCACAUGAACCUUAUAUUUCAGCCGAAAAAUCGGCUCUUAAAUUAUGCGAAAGUCAAAAAUAUAUAAAUGUUUAAAUAGUUAGGGAUCUAAAUAUUAUAAUGGCUUAUAGCCUGUGUGGAAAGUUAGAUGAAUAGGAAACUGUUAUUUUAAAAUUAUUAUCAAUGAUAAAGAGGAUUUAAGACUUACGAUUUUUGAAUAAAAAAAUAAUUAAAAU